Rubroshorea leprosula is the source of this 1350-nucleotide messenger RNA. NCBI's taxonomy places the organism in Eukaryota, Viridiplantae, Streptophyta, Magnoliopsida, Malvales, Dipterocarpaceae. The record is from the annotation of a GenBank genome assembly.
UACCAGGCAAGCUUAGAUUUGAGUUCCUUCUUCUCUCAUUUUCUGCAGCAUGCUCAUGGCACCAAUGGGAUCUCGUCUUUUAGCCAUCCUUGUUUCUCUUGCUGUAGCACUGGUGGCAAGCCAUGCUGUUCUCUCACCUGAGGUCUACUGGAAAACUGUGCUGCCAAAUACCCCUAUGCCAAAAGUUGUCACAGAUCUCCUACACCCUGAGUUAACUGAAGAGAAAAGCACUUCCGUCAAUGUUGGAAAGGGAGGUGUAAAUGUCAAUACAGGAAAGCCUAAGCCUGGAGGCACUUCUGUCAAUGUUGGAAAGGGUGGAGUGAAUGUUAAUACUGGUAAAGGAAAGCCCAGAGAUGGAGGUACUAGUGUGAAUGUUGGAGGCAAAGGCGGGGGAGUAUCCGUAGGAGCAGGAGGCAAGGGCAAGGGCAAGUCCGUGCACGUUUCAGUAGGGAAGAGCCCAUUUGAUUACAAUUAUGCUGCCACUGAGACACAACUCCAAGAAGACCCAAAUGUAGCCCUUUUCUUCUUGGAAAAGGAUUUGUAUCCUGGAAAAGCCAUGAAGCUGUAUUUCCCUCAAAAUAGAGAAACAGCAACCUUCAUACCACGUCAGGUUGCAGAAAAAAUACCUUUUUCGUCUGAAAAGUUCCCAAAAAUCUUGGAGCAGUUUUCCGUGAAACCUGGAUCAGAGGAAGCUGAGAUCAUGAGGAACACAAUCCAGGAGUGUGAACAACCCCAGAUUCAAGGUGAGGACAAGUAUUGUGCAAGUUCGCUAGAGUCCAUGAUUGACUACAGCACUUCCAAACUCUGGAGAAAUGUCCAGGCAAUCUCUACAGAAGUGGAAAAACAAACACAGAUGAAAGAGUACACAAUUGAAGCUGGUGUAAAGAAAACGGAAGGUGACAAGGCGGUAGUUUGCCACAAGCAGAAUUAUGCAUAUGCCGUCUUCUACUGCCAUGAAUCAGAAACUACAAGGGCUUACAUGGUUCCUCUAAAGGGUGCUGAUGGAACAAAAGUAAAAGCAGUAGCAGUAUGCCACACAGAUACAUCAAAAUGGAACCCCAAACAUUUGGCUUUUCAGGUCCUUAAAGUUAAGCCCGGAACCGUUCCUGUCUGCCAUUUCCUUCCUCAGGAUCACAUUGUCUGGGUUCCUAAGUAGAAAGCCUGCAGAAUAUAUCAGUUCCUUAGUUUAUAAUAAUGUACCUAAACUUGCGUCAUGAUAUAUGUUUGGUUAUAUAUGCACUUAAUAACGUCUUAUGUAUUCAGAACAGUAUUAUGGUUGGAUGUUGGAUUGAAUCUACUAGAAUUUCAUAUUUCCUAAUGAAAACUGCAUAAGAAACGCAGAAAAUAGCC